Molecule: messenger RNA, 2186 nt
Organism: Melanotaenia boesemani (Boeseman's rainbowfish)
Lineage: Eukaryota; Metazoa; Chordata; Actinopteri; Atheriniformes; Melanotaeniidae
Gene: trmo
Product: tRNA methyltransferase O
Exons: 6
Coding region: 663-2033 (456 amino acids)
Source: RefSeq, a predicted model, not a curated record
AAAUUCUGCAGUUCACUUUAGUUGAAAUGCAGAUGUAUUGCCAAAAUGUUAUUUAAGUCUAAAAAAGAGAAAGUGAUGUAUUCAUAAGUUUGGCUCCUAAAACAUAACUGUUCACAUUUUAACUUCUGUAUGAAUGCUCAUGUCAGAAGCUUUUUUAAAAAAAAUCUUUUUUGUUUAAUAUAACAGUGGAAUGCAUUUCGUAGUAUGCCAUCAUUUGCAUGUAAAAUAUGAACUUGUAGGGUAGUUUUAGUUAUUACUUCUGUCAGUGCUGUUUAUUGUUAGUCGCUAUCAAUCCCUCUCUGCUGCCCCCUGCUGGCAGAAACAUGACAAAAUGUUUUCGUUCGGUUCUCGUAAAAAAAUUUUAUCUGUUCAUUUAGCUCAAUGCACGCGUCAUUAAUGGGUAAUGGCGGUGAAACAAAAAUAGCUAAACAAAAUACUCUGAAUAUGAAAAACAAGGGGAUUAUUUUAAUGUUUCAUAUAAGGAAUAUGUUGAUUGUUUUUUUCACGUGAAACAUUCCUGGUUGGCCAACAAUAAAAUCCACCAUGAGCUUCCGCAUUCGGACUCUCCCACGUGUUUCUUCCUCCUCGGUAUGUUGUUUCUCUAGCACCUAGAAGCGGACAGUCAAGUUGUGUCCUGCCGUUUUCCCCUUUAAUUCAGAAAGAUGACUCCGUUGUGUGAUUGCUGUGGCGAGUAUAUUAAUAAACUAAACGAGCAGGUGUCUGUGAUGCGGAAAGAAAUCAAGAACCUAAGGCAGAUGCUGGACAGUGCUGUUAGAGCUCAUCGCAAACAUCUAGUAUCUGUUCAGGCUGCUGUGUCAAAGAUUAAUCUCUCUAAUGAUGAGAAGGAAAGAAACCAUUUACCAUCACCACAGACAGCAUUAGAGCAAGGACACAUCCAGACGGUGCCAAUUGGUUACAUUAGUUCCUGUUUUUCCAUGAAAAAUGGGACACCCAGACAGCCCACCGUGUGUGGUCCCUCGCGGGGAGAACUACGGAUUAAACAGAGUGUGUUCAACAACCCCGAGCAUGCCCUGGUGGGCUUAGAGCAGUUCUCCCAUGUCUGGAUCCUUUUUCUCUUUCAUAAAAAUGGGCACCUGAGCUGUAAAGCCAAAGUGAAGCCUCCCCGACUGAACGGACAGCGAGUUGGUGUGUAUUCGACACGCAGUCCACACAGACCAAAUGCUUUGGGUCUAACGCUGGCGAAGUUGGACAGAAUUGAAGGUGAUACGCUACAUCUGUCUGGCAUUGAUAUGAUUGCUGGCACACCAGUCCUGGACAUCAAACCUUACAUUCCAGAGUAUGACUCCCCUGACACCAGGAUUAAUUUGGAUUUAGAACAAUUUGAAUCGAACACAGACCAACCAACUGCAACCCCUCUUUUGGUAAAUAGGGAGGUGACCAUGUCAAACCUUGACAAAGUCUUGGAAACGGAGAAUGCUGAUGUGGAGAUCCUCUUCUCAAAAGACAAAUCUGAAACUGACGUUUCUUUUACACAUUCAUCCAGUGCCAGUGAGCAGCUUUUUCUGCCCAAAGAUCUUUACAGUGUGUUAGAGGAAGUUGAGGCCUUUAUGAUCCAAGAUGACAUCUCACAACAUGGUUGUGAGGGCAAGUCUAGAUUGUCUGAGUCUGCUAAAAGAAAACAGACAGCACUGGCCAUGGACCACCCCUGCUAUGGAGAGGAAGCCUGUGCAACUAUUGCUGGCUGGAUCAAAGAGCCCCCUGUUGCAAGCCUGGAUGUUCGCUUCACCCCCCAUGCUGAGAGGCAGCUGGCAGAAUUUGUUCCCACACACCUGACAGGACUUCUCGAAAGUGACAGACCCAGAUUUAAGUUUCUGCACAGCUCAGAGGAGGCUGCUGCUGCCAUCAAGGGGGUUCUGUCAGCAGACCCCAGGUCAGUGUAUCGGAGGACUCGCUGCAGAGACAGACUAUUUUUCUUCACCCUUGACACAGCUGACAUCACCUGCUGGUUUGGACAUGGUUUUGCUGAGGUACUGCAGGUCCGACCUGUUGAGCGCCACAUUGUCUCAGUGUGAGAAUCCGAUUCAGUGAAGAUUCACAAGCAGAUCUUGUUGAAUGCGACUGAAUAUCAUUUUUAUGCAAAUAAAGUUAUAAGACAUUCUUUAAAAUUUUGCAAAUGUUAAAUGAUGUACAUAAAAAGUUGUGUAAAUUAACUGAAUAAAAUGUUC